Messenger RNA from Kwoniella botswanensis, 639 nucleotides. RefSeq lists its product as uncharacterized. Bases 1 to 639 code for a protein of 212 amino acids. The transcript is spliced from 2 exons. The record is from RefSeq and is a predicted model, not a curated record. Lineage: Eukaryota; Fungi; Basidiomycota; Tremellomycetes; Tremellales; Cryptococcaceae.
AUGGCCUCACCCACACUCGCCUCAUCCUCCCGAACUUUGCUCUCCCUCCUCUCAUUCUCCACCCUCGGCUCGACCAGGGGAGUCCUCCAUCGAGCCAGACCACCUCGUAUCCCAGUCCUCCAAUCACCUCACACCCCCAAGACACCCCUUCCUACAAGCGGUACUUCCCAUCCUAUCGAUCCCAAGAUUCACGGUCAACUCACCCCAUCGUCCUCAUCGGUGCUAUUGGAAGAUACAGGUCUGACAUUCCAUCACGCUCCCCCACCCUCUUUACCUUCCUACACUACUGGUGCUGUCCCACCGCUGUUACAGUGGUUAGGCGGGAAGAGCAUCACGUUAACGGGGGAAGAACAAGCUUCGAAAAUGGUCGAGAGAAGGGUUUACGAAGGUGAAUUGGAAUGGUCAGAGGAUUUGGUGGAGAAGAUGGUACAGUUGAGGAAUGAAGGUAAAAGUAGGAAAGAAAUUGGUGAUGCCUUACAAUUACCAAAAGAUCAAUAUCGAUUAAUAUCAAGAGUCGCACCUCAAACAUCCGUACAGAAAGCAAGCAAGUUGACAGAAUUGGAAGAACAGAAAUCUACUUGGGGAUAUAGAAAGAAAUUGUCAAGAGCAGUGAGGGAGAAGAGGAAGGAGUUUUGGUAG